Fusarium mangiferae is the source of this 2100-nucleotide messenger RNA. RefSeq lists its product as uncharacterized. NCBI's taxonomy places the organism in Eukaryota, Fungi, Ascomycota, Sordariomycetes, Hypocreales, Nectriaceae. The transcript is spliced from 3 exons. Bases 1 to 2100 code for a protein of 699 amino acids. The record is from RefSeq and is a predicted model, not a curated record.
AUGUCUAUCCAGAAAUCAACACUAUGCUGCUUCUGCCGUCAGCUCGAGCCGGCAGACCAACCUUGUCCUUCGCUCCAGAAUCAACCAGUCCAGGCCUUUCCCAGUGGUAUAAGUAAUACCACGAAGCCAUGGACCAGAAAGGACGAGGACUUGCUCGAACAGCUCCGCCAGUACCCAAGUAAGCUCUGUCAACGAUGUGCCGAAUUCGACAUUGUUCGCGCCUUCAACGAAGCGGAUCCUUUGGAUGAGAGCCAGAGAGGCGAGCUAGAAAAGGCUCAGUAUAUUGAACACGCUGAGAGACAGGAACCGUACAGACUGCGCUUCGGUCUGUUGUCACAGUUUCACAUGAAACCUUCUUGUCCGCUAUGCCGGUUACUCUAUCGGCUCAUUCCUAGACCACCGCCGGAGCACGAUACUACUGUUCUCACGCUUAUCCCUUAUCGAUGGCAUAUCCGACAGGAUCACUGGGAAGGUGUUCCAGAAGAUGAUAAGCCGAUGUUCGCAAUUUGGUUUGGACUUUCAACGCCGGGUCUUGAUAUGUCGGGGCCGAGUUUCUUUAACGCGGGUCAGCAGCUGAGAGCUGCUAUGAUGACUGGUGAAGCAAUUGCUUUGCACCCGAGCUCGUCUCCAGAGGAAUUAUACAAUGCUAGGGUUAUAGACGGGAUGGUUGAUGUCAAUCUCAUUAAGAAAGGUCUUGAGCGUUGUCAGAACUAUCAUUCAGAGAGUUGCAAUGCCAAAUUCGACAAAGGCUUGCUCAUUACGAAGAUGCUUGAUGUUGAUACCCGGAAGGUGGUAGACUGUCCUGACAACUGCGACUAUCUAGCUCUCAGCUAUGUCUGGGGAGGUAUACACCCAGCUGAUGGAGCUUUGGAGGCUGGGACACUUCCCCAGACGAUUGAGGAUGCUAUCGCCUUGACCAAGAGGCUUGGGAAACGAUACCUAUGGGUGGAUGCCCUCUGUAUCGAUCAAAGUCCCAAUCCAACGCCCGAACAAGCAGCCAGCAAAGCCAAGCAGCUCCAACUCAUGCACUUGAUCUACUACUGCGCCACUAUAACUAUCUUUGCUGUCGCUGGCCCGCGCUCCGACUACGGAAUCCCUGGAAUCUCAAAGCCACGCGUGGGGUCUACACGAGAGCGCAUCAACGGAAAGGAUCUCGUAGUCGUCCCCCCGCAGAUUAUGUCAGAGAUCAAGUCUUCCGUUUGGCAAACUAGAGCAUGGACGUGGCAAGAAGAUGUUCUGUCUACGCGAAAGUUGUACUUGACGGAGACGCAGUGGAUAUUACAGUGUAGUGAGACGUUGGGGCCAAGUGAUUAUGCGGAGGCACAUGACACGGCUGUGGAUCUUACUUGGACCAAAGUUUCUGGCGGGAAGAUGAAAGCUGGUUACGUCGAGGCCACGAACACCGAAUUUCUGGACAGAACUUCCUCAAUGUUCAUAUCAGCGGUUACAACAUAUACCUCGCGGUCUCUCACUAACGACGGUGACUCUCUGAACGCCUUCCAAGGCGGCCUCGCACGCUUCGGUAAACCAGUCUACCCUCAAGGUUUCGAAUGGGGAAUGCCACUCAAAGAAUUCCCACAAUCGCUGGCUUGGAUCCACGAUCAUACCGUCAAGCCUACAAGACGAUCGGCAUUUCCAAGUUGGAGCUGGGCCGGUUGGGGCGGAACCGUGCAGUAUCCCACUGAUCUUACAGAAACAGCUACCGAGAAUGGUGAUCUCAUUCCGCGGAUGGUCAGCAUCGAUGACAAGGUUGUCACGCUAGAGGGAUGGACUGUAACACUUGACAUUCGAACUGAACCGUUCAGUGAGGUGGUCAUACCUGGGACUGACCAGGCGAUUGGAUGUGUUACGGAGAGGAAUUUUAAGCAUAACAUGACUCUACCAACGGGGAAGUAUCGGUGUUUUGUUGCCGCGAGACUGAAAAAGGAUGUUUUGAGAAAUGGAUUGGUUAAUCAGUUGGUCUUCCUGGUAGUUUUGAGAGGUGACAAAAAUGUUGAGAUUGAAGAGAGGCACACAGCUAUCACUGUGAGCAGGCUUGCUAUUGAGGGGAAGGACUUUAUGGAGUUUGGUCCAAAGAAGACACUCAUCAAGAUGAAGUAG